UCACUAAAAUGGCAUCAAAAACAUUAUUCGCCGCAAAUCGAACUGCAGCGCUAACAAAAAAGAGUCUGAAAUGCCUUGGCAGCGUGCGGAAGUUUUCUGAAACACCUUGGACUCAAGAAGGAAUCAUAAAAUCGCCUUUCAAAGACAUUGAAGUGCCGACGUGUACGUUAUACGAGUACGUGUGGCAGAAUUUGGAGAAAUGGCCGGAUCGGACUAUGGCGGUGUGCGGCUUCACAGGGCGUGGCUACACGUACUCGCAGGGCUUCAAGCUAUCGUCCACCUUCGCGGCGAACCUGCGCGGCAAGCUGCGAGUGCGCGACGGCGACGCCGUGGCCGUCAUGCUGCCCAACGUGCCCGACUACCCCGUCGUGGCCUUGGGCAUACUGGGCGCUGGAGCCGUCAUCACCAGUAUCAACCCCAUUUACACUGCGCAUGAAGUCCAACGCCAACUCGUGAUGUCAGACGCAAAAGUGAUAGUCACGGUACGAGAGACAACUGACGUCGUCAAAGCCGCUCUUAAAAUGGCAAAAUUGGACAUUCCCAUCAUUGUAGUUAGAACUGAAGAUACAGAAGUGCCAGUUGGUACGAUACGGUUCAAAGAACUAAGCGUUGACGUCAAUGUUGAUCUGUCUCCGUUGAAAGAAGUCAGACGAACUGCUGAAGAUGUUUGUUUCUUGCCUUAUUCGAGCGGUACAACAGGAAUGCCGAAGGGAGUAGAGUUGACGAACAGGAAUUUAGUGGCAAAUUGUGAACAAAUGAACGAGCCUAUUAUCAAAGCACAUAAUCCUACAACAGCGACGCACCAAGACGCCGUUAUGGCGGUGCUGCCGUUUUUCCACAUAUAUGGCGCAGAGGUGAUGAUGUUCCACAAGCUAUCCCAGGGAAUCAAAUUGGUGACCCUGCCGAAGUUCCAGCCUCAACUGUUCCUGCGAACCUUGGAAAAGUAUAAGACCAAUGUUCUGUACGCUGUUCCUCCUAUUGUGUUACUGAUGGCUUCACAUCCAGAAGCAACUCCCAAAACAUUCCAACAUCUGGAGGUGAUCAUCAAUGGGUCUGCUCCCCUGACAACCGCAGAUGCUGACAGAUUCAUCGAGAGAGCCAAGAGAAAAUUUGACUUCAGGCAAGGAUACGGUCUAACAGAAACUUCACCAGUGGUGACUGUAACUCCAAGAGGGAAUGACAACUAUGGAUGUGUUGGUCUUCCCAUUCCUAAUACUGAGCUUAAGAUUGUCGAUGGAAAUCUUAAAACUCUUGGACCUAAUGAGAAAGGAGAACUGUUGAUUCGUGGUCCACAAGUCAUGAAGGGAUAUAAAAAUAACGAAAAAGCAAAUAAAGAAGCAUUUACUGACGACGGAUGGUUCAGAAGUGGAGACUUGGCUAUUGGAGAUGAGCAGGGCAUCAUCACUAUAGCUGAUAGAUUAAAAGAACUUAUUAAGGUCAAAGGCUUCCAAGUUCCGCCUGCCGAAUUAGAAGGUGUCCUCCGCGACCAUCCUUCAGUAGACGACGCUGCAGUUAUCGGGGUUCCACAUAAGACCAACGGGGAAGCGCCCAAAGCCUUCAUAGUACUUAAGAAGGGGCACAAUGUAGCCCCAUCAAAUAUUUGCGAUUUUGUAAAGGAGAGGGUGGCUGAAUACAAAAGGAUAAGUGACGUGAUGUUUUUGGAUGAGUUACCGAAGAACUCGACUGGAAAGAUACUAAGGAGGGAUUUAAAAGAAAAAUAUACGUAAAUUUUCCUAUGCAAAUGUGUUC
Molecule: messenger RNA, 1749 nt
Organism: Cydia amplana
Lineage: Eukaryota; Metazoa; Arthropoda; Insecta; Lepidoptera; Tortricidae
Exons: 8
Coding region: 9-1727 (572 amino acids)
Biological process (GO): long-chain fatty acid metabolic process; fatty-acyl-CoA biosynthetic process
Cellular component (GO): mitochondrion
Molecular function (GO): long-chain fatty acid-CoA ligase activity
Source: RefSeq, a predicted model, not a curated record